This is a messenger RNA of Dunckerocampus dactyliophorus (ringed pipefish), 6754 nucleotides long. RefSeq names its product synaptotagmin XII (gene syt12). The record is from RefSeq and is a predicted model, not a curated record. NCBI's taxonomy places the organism in Eukaryota, Metazoa, Chordata, Actinopteri, Syngnathiformes, Syngnathidae. Bases 2559 to 3593 code for a protein of 344 amino acids. Gene Ontology annotation, molecular function: phosphatidylserine binding; clathrin binding; SNARE binding. The transcript is spliced from 6 exons. Gene Ontology annotation, biological process: calcium-ion regulated exocytosis; regulation of dopamine secretion; regulation of calcium ion-dependent exocytosis.
GAUGGGGAGCUGUGAGUCACACUGCAAAUGUGGUGGAGGGGGGUGUGUGGGGUGCAUCAAACAAACAACAACAAACACCCUUUUACCUUAACAUGUAUCUAAUAUUUCCUGAUGAUAUAUACAGUAUGUGAUAUACACUAUGUGAUAUAUACAGUACAUACAUACGACAUGCUUAUUUUCCAUAUAUAUGUGUAUAUAUAUAUAUAUAUAUAUGUGUGUGUGUGUGUAUGUGUGUGUGUGUGUGUGUGUAUAUAUAUGUAUAUAUAUAUAUGUGUGUAUAUAUGUGUGUGUGUUUGUGUGUGUGUAUAUAUAUAUCACAUCAGAUCUAAACUGGGGAAAAAUGAUGUUGAAUAUGUUUCCUGAUAAUAAGUGGGUGAUGUAUUAGUAACAAAAUGAUGCCACAUCAUUUGAUAGAAAUGAAAAUGAUCACCCUAUAGAGGGGGGAAAUCAAAGACACCCCAAAAAUGAAAGUGAAAAAAUGAUGCAGCACACUGGUCCAUUUAGCUAAAAUGUCAUUGUAGCAACUCAAAAUGAUUCUCAGUAGUUUGUGUGGCCCCCACGUGCUUGUACGCAUGCCUGACAACGUGGGGGCAUGCUCCUAAUGAGACUACGGAUGGUGUCCUGGGGGAUCUCCUCCCAGAUCUGGACCAGGGCAUCAAUGAGCUCCUGGACGCAUGGAGGAGAUUCCAGGAGACAGGUAGUUACUCCAGGAGAGCUGGACAGGGCCGUAGAAGGUCCUUCAACCCUCAGCAGGAUCGGUAUCUGCUCCUUUGUGCAAGGAGGACCAGGAUGAGCACAGCCAGAGCCCUACAAAAUGACAAUCAUUUUGAGUUGCUACAAUGACAUUUUAGCAUAAUGGACCAGUGUGCUGCAUCAUUUUUUCACUUUCAUUUUUGGGGUGUCUUUGAUUUCCCCCCUCUAUAGGGUGAUCAUUUUCAUUUCUAUCAAAUGAUGUGGCAUCAUUUUGUUACUAAUACAUCACCCACUUAUUAUCAGGAAACAUAUUCAACAUCAUUUUUCCCCAGUUUAGAUCUGAUGUGUUUUCCAAGUGUUCCUCUAAUUUUUUUGAGCAAUGUUAAUGAAAGAAAAUUAUAUAAAUGAAAAUAAUUGUUUGCCUAAUUAUUCACCCCCUUUUUAAUGUAAUGGUCUAAUUCAACAGAGGUCCAUCAAAUUGUUGCCAAUAGUCUCACAAUGAGUGAAAUGAAGAUGACCUGAGUGGUGUGGGUGUGUUUCAAGUGAUUGAGUUGUAAAACACCUGUGUCUGAAGGGUCCAGAGAUGGUUGAUCAGUAUUCCUGGCUACCAUUACACCAUGAAGACAGAAGAACACUCUUAGCAACUCAGGGAAAGGGUUAUUGAGAAGUACAAUUCAGGGGAUGGUUACAAAAACAUUUCCAUGGCACUGAACAUCCCUCGGAGUUCAGUGAAAUCAAUUGUCAAGAAAUGGAAGGAAUAUGGCACUUGUGUGAAUCUACCUAGAUCAGGCCGCCCUCGUAAACUGAGUGACUAGUGAGGAGACUAGUGAGAGAAGCCACCAAGACCACUACAACUGCUCUGAAGGAGUUCCAAGCUUCAGCUGCUGAGAUGGGAGAGACUGUGCAUGUAGCAACUGCUGCCCGGGUUCUUCACCCAUCAAAGCUUUAUGGGAGAGUGGCAAUGAGAAAGCCACUGCUGAAGAAAAGUCAUAUUAAAAGCACGUGGAAGACUCCAUGGUGAAGUGGAAGAAGAUUCUUUGGUCUGAUGAGACCAAAAUUGAGCUUUUUGGCCAUCAGACAAGACGUCAUGCUUGGCGGAAACCAAACACUGCACAUCACCAAAAAUACACCAUCCCCACUGUGAAGCAUGGUGGUGGCAGCAUCAUGCUGUGGGGAUGUUUCUCAGCAACUGGACCUGGAAGGCUUGUAAAGAUAGAGGGUAGAAUGAAUGCUGCAAAAUACACUGAAAUCCUGGGGGACAAUCUUUUUCAGUCUGCAAGAGAACUACGUCUUGGGAGAAGAUUUAUUUUCCAGCAAGACAAUGAUCCAAAACAUACUGCAAAAGCUACACAGGAAUGGUUAAAAAGAACCAGGUAAAUGUUCUGGAGUGGCCGAGUCAAAGCCCAGACCUCAAUCCCAUAGAGAAUUUGUGGCUGGAUUUGAAAAGGGCUGUUCAUGCCCGAUACCCGCACAACCUGACAGAGCUUGAGCAGUUUUGCAAAGAAGAAUGGAGCAAAACUGCAGUGGGCAGAUGUGCAAUACUGAUUGAGACCAUCCACACAGACUCCCUGCUGUGAUUGCAUCUACUAAAUACUGACUUGAAGGGGUGGAUCAUUAUGUAAACUAUUCUUUUCAUUGAUAUCAUUUUCUUUCAUUAACAUUACUUUCUAAAAAUCUGUUUUCACUUUGACUUUAAAGAGUUUUUUUUCAAUAUUUUUUUGUUAAAAAAGCUAAAAUUUAUUGACCAUGAUUGAUUUAUGAAAGCAAUAAAAGGGUAAACCAUCAAAGGGGGUGAAUACUUCUGAUAGGCACUGUAUAUUUGAUGACAUGACGAUAUAAUGAUAUUAUGAGCGGAAUGAGAAAGGAUGCUUUGUUGGCGUUGCAGGCUGGCCGCUGCCAUGUCCUCGCCUCCGAGUGGGGACAUACCAGGCCACCGUCUGAGUGUGGUGCAGAACCCGCCUGGCUGGGAGGUGGGCAUCUACCUGGUGGGCUUCGCGGCUCUGCUGGCCAUAGCCGGGCUGAACAUCUGGAAGCUGUGGAAGUCUGGAACCUUCCCGGCGCCAUCGCCCUUUCCCAACUUUGACUACAGAUAUCUCCAGGAAAAAUAUGGAACAUCCUUCUCAGAAGUCCGACAAAAGCGGGUGGCGGCCAGCAGCCACCGGCGGGCCUCCAUCACGUCCAGCCGCAAGCCCAGCCUGGCCCUGGGUGACACCCCGGACGGCCUCAGGGAUCUGGGUCACCUUGAGCUGAUGGGCCGAGAUCUGGACCCGAGCGGCGUGGUCCUGCUCAACCGCUCAGUCUCCACCGACUCGCUCAGCUCCAUCUCGUCCGUCGCCAACAACUUCGGCCACGACUUCACCGUGGGCCAGCUGGAGGUGACGCUGGAGUUCGAGUCCUGCAGAUUCUUGGGGCAGGGGGUGCUGCACGUCACCAUGCACCAAGGCAAAGACCUCCUGGAGAAGGAAGAAGGAGACUUCCCAGGCUGCUUCAUCAGGGUGUCCCUGGGGCCCGAGGAACUCAGUGUGGGCGUCACAAGGGUGCAGACCAAUGCCUUCACCGUCAUCUUUGAGGAGCGCUUCUCGGUGGCAGUGGAUGCGUGCGCCCUGGAGGACUGCAGCCUCAGAUUCGCCGCCUUCGGCAUCGACAACGACGAGAGGAACAUCAGUGCGGGGGUGGCAGAACUCAAGCUGUCAGACCUGGACCUGACCAUCAGACCCUUCAACGCCUGGCUCUACCUCCAGGAUGUCAAUAAAGCUGUGGACGCCGUGGGGGAGAUCCUCCUGUCGCUCAGCUACUUGCCUACGGCAGAGCGCCUCACGGUGGUGGUGGCCAAGUGCAAGAACCUGCAGUGGACCAACGACAAAAACACUGCAGGCCUGACGCUGCUAACGACAUGUUAGCAUACAGUAGAUGGCAGCAGUGACUCAUCAACUACUUCAAGAAGAACGCUUCAGUUGUUAUGAAGGAGGCACCAGGGCACCCAAGAAAGUCAGGACUGGCUCCGAAAGUUGACUGAGGGGCCGUCCACACGGAAACGUUUCCUGGUUCAAAAGUACUUUAUGGUUUCAGCCUUUCGUCCACACGGGAAGGGCGUUAAAAUGCGAGAACGCUGUCUUGUCGUUGCCGAGUAAACGGGCAAUACGAAAACAAUGACAUCACCGACUCACCGUUGCCUCACGUGACCAGAAGUGAGAGUUGCCGACAAACCAACCUAAUAUGUGAUCAUUUCGACGGCCAUGACUCACCCCAGUCGACAUUUUGCUCUUGUUUUGUUGUCUUUUACGCCAUGAUGACUCGCAGAAGUAAUUCCACUUCUCCUACGUCUCGACAGGCGGCAGACAACGGACUCAUGCGCGUGUGUUCCUUCUUCUUCUAUGGUUUGGUGUGUCACGUGUUUGUUUGCAGCGCCACACGUAGCUGUGUUCCCUCCCACUCUUGACUAAUCCGGGACAAUGUGGACGCCACUUUUAUUCAACCCUCAGGGACGUUGCCGUGUGGACAGGGCCUUAAGCGUGGUUAGGGUUGGGCAUCCUUCGAAUUUGAGUGAUUACGGUUCAGAUUCCUCGUUUCGAUUCAGUUUCCUAACGAUUCUCGAUUCUGAUUCUUUUCAGAGGUGAAAGAAGGGUGAUAGAAGUUUGCAUGGUUUAAAAGGGGGGCGCUCACCAAAGUCCCUGGAUGGAAUGUUUGAAUGUUUCUUAAUGAUAUGAACUUUUUAUGAAUGACUUUACUAUGAAUUUCUCACAGGACUGUUUUCAACCAAUAUAUAAACAUCAAAGCAUUGACCUUGAACAGAAAUGUUGAGAAGUCUCUUUCCAUAGUACACGUUCACAAGUCAUUUUUAUUUUUGAAAGGCUCAUAAAAACACAAUUUGUAGGCGCAGCCAAGGCAUCUAGGGAGUCCAGUUCGGGGGCCUUAGGAUCUGGUCUCUGCUAUUUGCAGACGAUGUGGUCCUGACCUUCAGUUUUUACUGGGGGGUUUGCAUCUGAGUGUGAAGCUUCUGGGAUGAGACUCAGCACCUCCAAAUCCGAGGCCAUGGUUCUCAGUGGGAAAAGGGUGGAUUGGGAAUGAGGUCCUGCCCCAGGUGGAGAAGUUCUAGUAUCUGGGGGGGGGUCUUGUUCACGAGUGAGGGAAGGUUGGAGCGUGAGGUCGAUAGGCGGAUCGGUGCAGCGUCUGCACUAAUGCGGUCGCUGUACCAGACCGUCGUGGUGAAGAGAGAGCUGAGCCGGAAGGCAAAGAUCAGACUCAUAGAGAUCACUUUACCCCCCCCCCAUCUAUGUUCCCACCCUCACAUAUGGUCAUGACUGAAAGAAGGAGAUGGUGGAUGGCGGCUGAAAUGAGUUUCCUCCAUAGGGUGGCUGGGGUCACCCUAAAAGAUAGGGGGGGGGGGCUCAGAGUAGAACCGCUGCUCCUUCACAUGGAGAGGAGCCAGUUGAGGUGGCUCAGGCAUCUAGUCCGGAUGCCUCCCGGACAUCUCCCUGGUGAGGUAUUCCGAGAAGGCCCCGGGGCAGACGUAGAACGCGCUGGAGGGAUUGUCUCACAGCUGGCCUGGGAACACCUUGGUGUCCUCCCGGUGGAACCGCAAGAGGUGGCCGGUGACCGGAAAGUCUGGACUUCCCGACUAAGACUGCUGCCCCCGCAACCCGGACCCGGAUAAGCGGAGGAAAAUGGAUGGAUGGAUGAAAAAACAAUGAGACAUAUCCUGUUGCUGAUGUGUUGGAGAGUGUCUUAUGAUGCGGAAUAGUCAAAAUGUAAGUUGGCCACGUUACUGACUUCCUACUAACCUGCGUACAGAAUACCAAACAUGUAUGGUGAAUGGGGUACAACUUAACGGGCUGUCUGGUCAACUUCCUGGCUUACGUUAGCUGGAUAUUUGAGUUGGCCACCGUGUAGGCAGUAUAAAGUACCAUCUGUUUUUGCUGCUUCCAUGUUGGCAUAAGAUCCAUGUAAUUCAUUUUACUUACCUGACUGGUUGGGAGAAGUCCUGCAUCAGAAACGGGGUCCUCUGCACACCGUGAACGUGGUGUUUAAUCCUGUGAGUGGUGCACCCUCCCUUGCAUGAUAUGGUGCCGUUGCACAUGCUUCACGGUGCCGACCGUUGAUUUUUUUUAGCAGAAUUUCAGCCAAACUUUACAGUGCCGACGCACUUUGUCCUUGCAUGAAAUGAAUGCACGCAAACACUCCCAGCCGCUUCUUCUUUGUGGGUGUUCUCCACCUUCUUAUUGGUUGGUGUUAUGCAGCCGUUAUUGCCGCUCGGCGCGCUGGAUCACCGAAUUUAAGGAUAAAAAUGAUUACAAAUGAACGAUUCAGGGCUAAUUCAGGGCUAAAAAAGAUCAAAGAUGGCGCCCUCCGUGGCAGACGUCUCUGUGACACUCUCCCGUGUUUUUCUAUUUUUUGCUAUUUUAUUGUUCAUUUUGGACAUUCAACACACUCACGCAGUACAUUACAACAGAGAGACACUUUUGAACAUCGGCAGGGUUCACCAUGAACCUUCAUUUAGCCUCUCAGACUUUGCCUUUCUUCUGCGCCGGGAGAACGCAGCAGCCUGCGGACCUGGUGAGCUGAAUACCCGGCGAGCAAAGCAUCCGAGGCGUAAACGAGGCAAGCGAGCCGGCCUGCAUGCUAGGCUAAAAGCUAGAGCGACGAGGCCACCGCUACCAAGCCUGCUGCUAGCCAACGUCCGCUCUCUUGAAAACAAGAUGGACGAACUACGAGCAAGGAUUACAGCUCAACGUGAGAUCAGGGAAUGCUGUGUCCUCACCUUCACAGAAACCUGGCUGACGGAGGAUAUACCGGACUCGGCGAUCCAGUUGGAAUCAUUUGCUGCUUACCGGGGAGAUCGGACUUUAGCGUCUGGUAAACACAGAGGUGGCGGCGUCUGUGUUUACGUAAACAAACGGUGGUGCACAGACGUACAGACGAUGGAAAAGCACUGCUCGCAGGACAUUGAGCUGCUGAUGGUGAAAUGCAGACCUUUUUAUUUGCCUCGUGAGUUUAGCGCUGUGUAUUUAACUGCUGUUUACAUCCCACCACGAGCUAACACUGCUAAUGCACUAGGCCUCCU